AUGGAAAUCCCGGUCGGUAUCGACCAGGACAUUGAACAGGUAUUUUUCCGGAGAGCGAGGUCGCUAGCGCGUCAGGCGCAAAAUGCGAUCGCAGAUUCGAGAACAUGGAGUUUUGAAAAGAUGAUAGGCCACGGGAGCUACGGCGUGACUAUGUUGCUAAGUGAACGGGACCUCUUACAUGACCGCCAGAGAAAAGUAGUCCUCAAGCUGCCGUUGGUGUUAAAUGGAGGAAACCAGGACUUUGCCAGAGAAGGCGAAACACUCGAGCUUUUGCGCGGACAUGCACAUAUCGCUCAGCUGAUCAGUUACAUCGAAAAUAUUUCGGAUUUUCGGCGGACAGGUGGAAGAGUCAGACGCACUAUAAGGCGCGUAGUGCGCGCCAUUAGAAACCCUCCUGCGCACUUAUUCGGUUACUUAAACCGUUUAAGCCAAAAUACUGGCCCAGCCCUACUGUUAGAGUUCAUAGAAAAUGGAGAUUUGAUUGGAAUUAUAGAACGAAUAUAUUUUCGCCGCUUUCAGCUGCCCAACCGAAUUCUUUGGGCUUGGUAUCAUUGCCUGGUGAGCGCUUGUGUUGCAAUGACAUACGCAAGGGAGUGCUCGGGGCCCCGACCUGUGAGGGAGGAAACGCCCCAAAGGAAUCAUACACAUCUGCGACUUGUUCACAAUGAUAUUGCUGCCAGAAAUGUCAUGGUGGGCGAACGUGAUCCAACACAUCAAGCGCACCGGCAUACGCCGAAAUUAGCACUCAUAGACUUCGGAUUAGCACGCAGUUUACCAGAAAACCUAGAGCGAGAAGCCGAGAGCAGGAAUCUAUACGCAAUCAACUGUGUAAUGUUAAACUUGAUUAAUCCACCACUAUCCCAAGAGGGUCAACCGCUUUACCCAUAUGAGUUUAACGGAAUAUUAACACUAGCGAGGGGUCUCUUUAAUGGGAGGCGAACUUCUUUGCUAGACCCCGAGCUACGAAGACUUCUUGCGGAAUCUUUCAGGAUAGGAGACGACGGGCAGCCUUUCGGAAGGCCGUCAUUACAGGAGACAUUUGAAAGAACCAGGAUCGGGAUGUUAAAACCCACGGAAUCAUAUCGAAAUCGAGUCCGUGAAGGGGAUCACUAUCUCCGUGGAAGCUUGCAGCGCUUUCUCUAUGAUGCUCCGGGCGAUUGGACCUGA
Xylaria bambusicola is the source of this 1167-nucleotide messenger RNA. RefSeq lists its product as uncharacterized. Gene Ontology annotation, biological process: protein phosphorylation. The coding region runs from base 1 to 1167 and encodes 388 amino acids. The transcript has 5 exons. The record is from RefSeq and is a predicted model, not a curated record. Lineage: Eukaryota; Fungi; Ascomycota; Sordariomycetes; Xylariales; Xylariaceae. Gene Ontology annotation, molecular function: ATP binding; protein kinase activity.